Molecule: messenger RNA, 333 nt
Organism: Penicillium soppii
Lineage: Eukaryota; Fungi; Ascomycota; Eurotiomycetes; Eurotiales; Aspergillaceae
Exons: 3
Coding region: 1-333 (110 amino acids)
Source: RefSeq, a predicted model, not a curated record
AUGACUAACCCACAACGCGUUAUGGAUUGGUAUAACCACAAUGCCGCUCUGGAGCACGAUCGACUUAAUGCCUGUCGUCUUGAAUUUUCGAUUUCAAUGAGGAUCUGGGAGGAGGCACCGGCCGAUAUGUCGAUAUGUCAAGCUGUCGAGCUUGCGCGAAAUGGCCAAUCUGUUACUCUCGUCGAUAUAUCGCAGUCAGAGCUCGACAUGGCAAAGUCCUUCGCUACCGAGUCCGGCGUAACUAUAGAUGCCAUUGUCCGGGCUGAUGCGCGAGCCAUACAGCUACAUCCAGAUAAGGACGAUCCUAAAGCACCACGUCAUCAUAUGAUCUGA